GCCAAUCGACAGUCGACUGUACAUUUUGUACAUUUAAAGGAAAUAUGAAUACAAGCAYAAGUAACGGAACACAUCAUGAACAUGAGAACCAUAGCUAUAUCUAUAUCACCCAAGUGGUCUCCAUUGUACUCAGCCUCGUUCUUGGUUUAAUGGCUGCAGUAUUUAACGGUCUUCUACUGUUCACCGUUUACAAAGAUCCGCUGAAUUGCUUCCGGAGACGCGCAUCCAUUGUGUUUAUUGYAGGGUUGGCAAUCAGUGAUUUUCUGGCAGGAAUCUUUAUUCAACCAAUCUACGUGAUUUCACUGAUAUUUGCGAUUACUACAGGAAAGGUUGACCUUCUACAUAACAUUGCUUUUCUUGGUUCACAUGUUGGCGGUAAAGUGUCUAUUCUAACAUUGGUCGUACUCUCAGUUGAUCGUCUACUGGCCAUUACUUUACCAUGGAAGUAUAGUCACGUUGUYACACACAAAAGGGCUGCUCUUACAAACWUUGUUAUCUGGAUCACGGUGGCUGCGUUUGAAGCCAGUCAUUCCUUUCCUUCAAUAGAGAGACUGUUGCACAAGAUUGAUUUGCACCUGCAGACUACAGUCCCUAUCAUAGGUCUUCUCGUGAUAUUUACAGCUACAUAUCUUUCAUUCAGAAAACAUGCGAGAAGCAAGGUGUUUGCGCACACACUUCAAACCCGUUCAUCUCGAAAUCAAGUUCGUAACCUUCAAUUGGAGAAGAAGAUGAUGAUGACGAUUUUGCUGAUUUUAUUGGUAGUUCUAGUUUCACUUUUACCAUAUUUAAUUGUGCAGCAAAUUGGUGAUAAUUGUAACCAUCAUAAUCAUCAUGAUGAAAGCCAUGAUGAAUGUGAUAAAAGUAAAGCAGUUCAAGUAGUCGAUAUAAUAUCAAUUAGUUUAUUGUGUGUUAGUUGUGCAAUGAAUCCAAUACUGUAUGGUUGGCGUGUUCCUCAUUUUCGUCAGUCACUCAAAAUGGUUGCCAUUAACAGUAACCUGCGAGUUUUUACGAGAGAGCUUUCAGUACCAUCGACUACAUCUAACCGACGGUAAAUCAGCAGCUCAAGAUGAAUGUCUUGAAAUCCUGUAAAACGUCAUUCAUAAUAUAGGCCUAUGAUAUUCAAGAUGGCCACAGAUACAAUGCUCUCUUGGGCAAUAAACGGAUAAAAUGGACGGAAAAAAUAGCUUGACAAUAGAAAUGAAAUUUGAAAUCUUAUUUAGCGAGAGCCAGAGAAAUUUAGAACAAUUUCCAUGUUGCACUGGACAGAAAUUAUUUACUGUAUCAAAUCCAUACCUAUAGGACAAGAAAUAUGAACUGGUAAUGUAUUUGUAUAUAAUGUGAUUUUCACAUGUGAUCUGUUAUUUCAUUGAAGUUAUAUGAUAAAAUGUUAUUUGUUAGCGCCGGUCAGUAUUAGUGCUAAUCAUUGUAAAGGAAAAAAAAGUAUAAUUGCAGUCUGUCGAAUGUAAAAAUGCCAUAUAUGGUAYAGCUUGAUUCUUCAACUUGCUUUCAUUUCCUUUUCC
Exaiptasia diaphana is the source of this 1520-nucleotide messenger RNA. Its product is annotated as lysophosphatidic acid receptor 6-like. Gene Ontology annotation, cellular component: membrane. Gene Ontology annotation, molecular function: G protein-coupled receptor activity. The coding region runs from base 45 to 1052 and encodes 335 amino acids. Gene Ontology annotation, biological process: G protein-coupled receptor signaling pathway. The transcript has 2 exons. The record is from RefSeq and is a predicted model, not a curated record. NCBI's taxonomy places the organism in Eukaryota, Metazoa, Cnidaria, Anthozoa, Actiniaria, Aiptasiidae.